Chenopodium quinoa (quinoa) is the source of this 1800-nucleotide messenger RNA. RefSeq names its product protein FAR1-RELATED SEQUENCE 5-like. Lineage: Eukaryota; Viridiplantae; Streptophyta; Magnoliopsida; Caryophyllales; Amaranthaceae. The transcript is spliced from 4 exons. Gene Ontology annotation, biological process: regulation of DNA-templated transcription. The record is from RefSeq and is a predicted model, not a curated record. Bases 1 to 1800 code for a protein of 599 amino acids.
AUGGAGAAUUCGACUUUCGAUACAACAAAUUGCAGCAAUCUCAUUCACGAAUUGCUACAAAAACAGAGGCAAAUUGAGACUGAAUUUGAAAUCGAUUUAAAUCGAUCGAUUAUAGAAGAAGAAGAAACUAAUUGUUUUGGAGAUGAAUUCGUACCAAUAUUCAACAAUCCAGACAAUGCAGAUGAAGCAAUUGAGAAUGCAGAAGACGCAAUUCACAAUGCAGAAAAUCAAGUGGUUCCUGAUAAAUCAAUUGAUUCAAAUUCAGAACAAACAACCAAAUCAGAUGCAACUGAAAAUCUUAGAGGAUCAUUUGUUGGUAUGGUAAGAGAAACUUUUGAAGAAAUUUUGGAAUUGUAUGAAAAACAUGCUGCUAUACUGGGGUUUUCAAUAAGAAAACAUACAACUAGAUUCAAACAACACACAAAAAUAGUAACUGAGAAAAACUAUGUGUGUUCUGCUGAGGGAAAGAGACAUUUAGGUCAGAAGAAAACAAAGUUAGUUGAAAUGGUUGAUGAAGAGGAUGUAAAUGUAAAAACAAGAAAGCCAAGACAAGUAUCCAUUACAAGAUCAAAUUGCAAGGCAUGCAUAAGAGCAAAAGUGAAUAAAGAAGGACAGUUUGAGGUGGUGGCUCAUGUUAUUCAGCAUAACCACAAGCUAACAAAGCCACAGUGGCAUUAUUUGCAUCGUUCUGAAAGAAAAAUGACAGAGGAAAAAGUUGUAACAAUCAAAACAAUGAAAUCUUCAGGUGUAACUACAAUGGACACUUACAAUUACAUGGCUACAGAGGCUGGAGGAGAACAGAAUAUAGGCCAUAGUGUUGUAGAUCACCUGAAUUUCUGCUCAAGGUUAAGAAUGGAACAAAUUGAGGCUGGAGAUGCUCAAACUUUAGUGAACAUUUUAAGUCAGGAACAAUCAGAGGAUCCAAACUUCUCUUUUAGAGUGAAGUUUAACAAAGAAGGAAGAAUUUGCAAUAUCUUUUGGAGAGAUUCAAUGAUGCUAGAAGACUAUAGGAUAUAUGGAUAUGUUCUUGUCUUUGAUACAACAUACAAAACAAACAGAUAUAAUCUUAUAUGUGCUCCAUUUGUUGGCAUAAAUAACCACUGGCAUAAUUGUAUGUUUGCUUGUGCUUUUAUUGGGGAUGAAACGACAGAUUCAUUUGUGUGGUUACUACAAACCUUCUUCAAAGCUAUGGAGGAUAGAAAACCAACUUCAAUAUUCACUGACCAGGACCAAGCAAUGGCAAAUGCUAUACUGGAGGUGAUUCCUAAUACAAGACAUAGACUUUGUAUAUGGCAUUUGGAGCAAAAUGCCAUAACCAGAUUUGGAGCUCUUAAAAAAGACAAAGAAUUCAAAUUUGCAUUCAACCAGUGCUUAAAGAUGUGUGUGACAGAACAAGAAUUCGAAGCAAAGUGGCAAGCAAUGUUGCAAAAAUAUGAGUUGACAGAACACUCUUGGUACAAAAGAGUGUAUGAGUUGAAAGACAAAUGGUGUCCUGCCCUUUGUAGAGAUUUCUUUUCAGCAGGGAUCUUAUCGUCACAAAGGAGUGAAAGCACUAAUCAUGUCAUAGGAUUCAGAGCAAGUAAAGCAACUACUUUGACAGAAUUUUAUACCAUAUUUAAGAAGACAACUAAUCGUUGGAGAAGCACAGAGAAAUAUGAUGAGUUUACCUGUAGCAAGUCAAUAGCAUUCACUUCAUUGCCUCUAUCUGGAAUGCUAAAGCAUGCCGCACAGGUUUUCACUUUAUCACUCUUCAGAAAUUUUGAAGAGGAGUUUGGAUACUCUAUGGCAACAACUGUUUAG